This is a messenger RNA of Aureobasidium pullulans EXF-150, 984 nucleotides long. RefSeq lists its product as uncharacterized. The transcript is spliced from 3 exons. The record is from RefSeq and is a predicted model, not a curated record. NCBI's taxonomy places the organism in Eukaryota, Fungi, Ascomycota, Dothideomycetes, Dothideales, Saccotheciaceae. Bases 1 to 984 code for a protein of 327 amino acids.
AUGACAUGCGGCAACGAUGGCCUGCUGUACUUCGCUCCUACCAUUCCCUCCACCUGCGCAUGGGUACCUCUCUACUACGUCUCGUCCACCUCGGCUUCAGUCUCGGCAUCUUCGGUUGCAUCGACCACAUCCUCGUCAUCUUCCUCAUCCUCUUCUUCGGUAGCACCCACCACUUCCUCGACAUCAUCUUCUGUCGCACCUACUACUUCAUCGGUCGCUGCUCAAGCCACCGUUUCGUUCACUACCGUCACUACCGCUUGGACCGGUACAUUUACAACAACUACUACUGCAGUUUCUGGCCUGGCUGCCACCGUCGCUGGUGCAACAACUACUGUCACGGUCGUGUAUCCCACCCCUGUUACUACUUGCGGCAACCAAGGUAUCAACUUUGCUGCUUACACAAACAAGUACUCUGGCGGUCAAGCAACCUAUGGGUACCCCUCAUUCAGCCCCGAGGCUUACAAGAAGGUUUCCCCUUGGUUCUCCGACGACACCACCUACAUUGCCGAGUCCAACGACGGUUCUGGCACCAAGAUCAACGUUUAUGGUUACGGCCCUCUUGACGCUAGCACUCUUGUCCUUGAUCACACUUUCUACCUUUUCGCCUCCCAAACCGGUUACUACAGUCUCAACGUCCCUUACACGGAUGACAUCCAAUUCGUCUGGGUCGGCAGCAAGGCAGUCACUGGCUGGACCCGUGCCAAUGCCGAUAUCACUCAAUUCUGGAGCUCUCAGAUCGCCACCCAGACUCCUCAGACAUUGGCCUACUACCUGACUGUCGGCACAUAUCUUCCCAUCAGAACCCUCUUCGCAAACGGUGGUGGCCAAGGUGAUCUUAGAUUCAAUAUCUAUGCUCCUGAUGGUACAUCGGUGCUCUCGAGUAAUGCCGGACAGAACUCGGGAGUUUCUAGCGUGGAUAUCGUUGAGUUCCCCUGCAACUCUGCUCUUGGAGCUCAGUUCCCUGCUUGGGGUAAGGAGACUUAG